Molecule: messenger RNA, 2375 nt
Organism: Acipenser ruthenus (sterlet)
Lineage: Eukaryota; Metazoa; Chordata; Actinopteri; Acipenseriformes; Acipenseridae
Gene: adra2a
Product: adrenoceptor alpha 2A
Exons: 1
Coding region: 451-1728 (425 amino acids)
Biological process (GO): adenylate cyclase-activating adrenergic receptor signaling pathway
Cellular component (GO): membrane
Molecular function (GO): adrenergic receptor activity
Source: RefSeq, a predicted model, not a curated record
CAAGGUAAGAAGAUUUACUUCUAACGGAGUUUGCCGACUUGGCGUGUGUGAUGGACUGACUGGGCGUGUUACAAAAAUUACAAAUGAAGUUUGCAAAAAAGGAAACAAAGCAUGCAAGGUUGAAUGUAAGUUUUGAAAGCCUUGAUUCAAAGGAAGCAUAUCUUUGUUUAUGUGGAGCGCUAACUUUAAAAAAAAAAAAUCCAUGACCGAACCUACUUGAUAAUCAAUCAAUCAAUCAAUCAAUCAAUCAAUCUUUAUUUUAUAUAGCGCCUUUUAUAGUUGACCACCAUCACAAAGCGCUUUAUAAAACAAUAAUGCCAAUUCAUUCUUGUUGUCAAUUAAAGGGCAGCUUCAAAAUGAAAAUUCAAAAGUAACAAAGAAAAACAGAAUCAAAUAAGGAGGGGCACUCUGACAAUGUUUACUUUUUAAAAGCACCAGUUAAACCAUUUAAUGUUCAACGUGGAGAAUCAACCACUGGGAAAAGAAGCAUUUUCUGCAAUGGACUGCCCCAGUUGUAACUAUAGUUGGACAAUCAAUGACACUGAGCCAGGUGAAAAAGGGGCUCCCUACUCCAUCCAAAUCACUGUAUCCCUGAUCAUUCUAGUGGGGAUCCUCAUUCUCCUUACAGUGUUUGGCAACGUCCUCGUUGUUAUAGCAGUGUUUACAAGCAGGGCUUUGAAAGCCCCACAAAACGUAUUUUUGGUCUCUUUAGCCUCUGCAGAUAUCUUGGUGGCCACCUUGGUCAUGCCCUUUUCCCUGGCCAAUGAAUUAAUGGGCUUCUGGUACUUUGGCAAAGUCUGGUGCGAGAUCUAUCUGGCCUUGGAUGUCUUGUUUUGCACAUCUUCAAUCGUCCACCUGUGCGCCAUAAGUCUGGAUAGGUACUGGUCCAUCACCCAGGCCAUUGAGUACAACCUCAAGAGAACUCCACGAAGGAUCAGAUGCAUCAUAUUUAUUGUCUGGGUGAUCUCGGCAGUCAUAUCCUUCCCACCCUUAAUUACAAUGGAAAAAGAACAGGGGAAGCAAGAAGACCCACGCUGUAAAAUCAACGACGAGAAGUGGUACAUCAUCUCCUCCUGUAUAUGCUCCUUUUUUGCCCCCUGCAUCAUCAUGAUUCUCGUUUACAUUAGAAUCUACCAGAUCGCCAAGAAGAGAACGAGGGUGCCCCCCAGCAAGAGAAACAACGAUGAGGUUGACAGAAAGCAGAAUGGCUUUGUGGACAAGGACUGCCCCGAGAAACUGAAUGGGGAAGAGAAGGACCCAGCUGGAGAUCAGGAGAUGAAUGGAGAAGACUUAGAAGAGUCCUCUUCUUCUGACCACAACGUCAGUAACCCUUGCUCGAUCAAGAAAAAGAGCAACAAGACACGGGGGAAGGCAAGGACCAAGCUGACCCAGAUCAAACCAGGGGAUAACCUCCCCAAAAGGGAGGAAGAGCCAGCUGUGAAGGUGUCGCGGUGGAAAGGAAGGCAGAACAGAGAAAAGAGAUUCACUUUCGUGCUUGCAGUGGUGAUCGGGGUGUUUGUGGUUUGCUGGUUCCCCUUCUUCUUCACCUAUAGCUUGACUGCCAUCUGUCUCUCGUGCAACGUCCCCGAGACUCUGUUCAAGUUCUUCUUUUGGUUUGGGUACUGUAAUAGCUCCCUCAAUCCGGUUAUAUACACGAUAUUCAACCAUGACUUCAGGAGGUCUUUCAAAAAGAUCCUUUGCAGAGGAGACAGAAAGAGGGUUGUUUAAAAUGAUUUACAGACUGCUGAUUGUUUUGCAAGCUAUUCAAGAAUUGUAGUUCAUCAUACAUUGUAUUGUUGUUUGCAGGUCUGUGACUACAUGGCAAUUUAGGGUUAAAUAACAAAAUAGGAGUUUUUGUAUGUGAAAAACAAGCCACAUUAAUUAGUUUGUUUAAAGCUACAUGUACAGUAAGUAUUAGUUUAAACAUGGCAUAUAUAUAUAUAUAUAGAUAUAUAAAUGCUUUCUAUAAUUUAAUGAAUAUUUUUGUAAAAACAAUACUGUAUCGUGUCAGUAUAUUUUUUAAUACUUUAAUAUUUGCCUCUCAUUUGUCAGUCUAUACCGCUGUUGAAUAUGACUGGGUUCUCAGUGCUUCUAGGUAAGGGAGGAAAGUGUCUGUUACCAUGGAUGAAGUUUACACAUUAAAGAAAACACAUUUGCUCAUUCUUACAUUGUACAGCAGAGAAACCAAUCUCAUUGAAAAGAUGCUUUAUUAAUUGGUGUGUUAUGCUGCUGUCAUCAUGACCUGGGUUCAAAAGUCAAUUUCUGUCCAUGUUAAUAAAUGCUUUUUAUAGGUGAAAGCUAUCUGAAUGUAAUCUAGCUUUUUUUUGUUUUGUUUUUGUUGGUUGGGAAUUCAAAAAUAAAAAAUAAAAUUCCAA